Molecule: messenger RNA, 2966 nt
Organism: Xenopus laevis (African clawed frog)
Lineage: Eukaryota; Metazoa; Chordata; Amphibia; Anura; Pipidae
Gene: abat.L
Product: 4-aminobutyrate aminotransferase L homeolog
Biological process (GO): GABA shunt; GABA catabolic process
Cellular component (GO): mitochondrion; mitochondrial matrix
Molecular function (GO): pyridoxal phosphate binding; (S)-3-amino-2-methylpropionate:2-oxoglutarate transaminase activity; 4-aminobutyrate:2-oxoglutarate transaminase activity
Source: RefSeq, marked predicted
GUCCUAGCUGUCUGCUUGACAGAUCCCGGUUAGGAGUAAGGGCAGCGGUACCGGAGCGGCGCGGCUCUGCUGAAGUAUCUGUUAUCGCGCUGUUACUCUAACGAACGCUUUCCUAGUGGCAGCUCGCAGAGGCGGCGGAAGGGAAGAAAGAGUUGGGCACUGGACUGGUUGCCGAAGCCUGUCCUUCAAGUGUCUGAGAAUUGGGGAAAAUGGCCUCUGUACUACUUGCACGUCAAGUGACUCUCAAUCUGCAACAAAACACCAGGCUACUUGUACCAUGUGUUAGAUAUGUCAGUCAAGCUGCAGCGAAGAAAAAUGUUGACUUUGAAUAUGAUGGUCCUCUUAUGAAGACAGAAGUCCCAGGGCCAAGAUCAAAAGAGCUGAUUAAACAACUUAGUAAAAUACAAAAUUCUGAAGCUGUACACUUCUUUUGCAACUAUGAAGAGAGCAGAGGCAACUACCUUGUUGAUGUGGAUGGAAACCGAAUGCUAGAUUUGUACUCACAAAUAUCAUCCAUUCCGAUUGGCUAUAAUCAUCCCGCCCUUAUAAAAGUUCUGCAACAACCACAGAAUUUGAGCACUUUUGUUAACAGACCAGCACUUGGCAUCUUGCCACCAGAGAACUUCACAGAGAAGCUGGAGGAUUCCUUACUGUCGAUUGGACCUAAAGGCUUAAGACAAGUUAUUACAAUGUCAUGUGGAUCAUGCUCUAAUGAAAAUGCUUUUAAGCUUAUAUUUAUGUGGUACAGAAAUAAAGAACGAGGUCCCACUGGUGUCACUAAGGAAGAAUUGGAUUCUUGUAUGAUUAACCAGUUGCCAGGUUGUCCAGAUUAUAGCAUUUUAUCCUUCAUGGGUGGUUUUCAUGGCAGGACUAUGGGAUGUUUGGCAACAACGCACUCUAAAGCUAUCCACAAACUGGACGUCCCUUCCUUUGACUGGCCUAUUGCCCCCUUUCCAAGGCUGAAAUAUCCACUGGAGCAGUUUGUUAAAGAGAACCAGGAUGAAGAGGCUCGCUGUCUGGAAGAAGUGGAAGACCUGAUCGUGAAAUACAGAAAAAAGAAGAAGACUGUUGCUGGAAUUGUGGUGGAGCCCAUCCAGUCGGAAGGAGGAGACAAUCACGCUUCAGAUGACUUUUUUAGGAAACUGAGAGACAUUGCUAGAAAGCAUGGCUGUGCAUUUUUGGUUGAUGAAGUGCAGACAGGAGGAGGAUCUACUGGAAAAUUCUGGGCUCAUGAACACUGGGGGAUGGAUGACCCAGCUGAUGUAGUGACGUUCAGCAAGAAAAUGAUAACCGGAGGAUUUUUUCACAAAGAAGAAUUGAGGCCUGAUGCACCCUACCGUAUUUUUAAUACAUGGCUUGGGGACCCAUCAAAGAAUCUCCUCUUGGCUGAAGUGUUAAAUGUGAUUAAGAGGGAGGAUCUUCUAAGUAACACUGUGCAAGCUGGAAAGGCUCUUCACGAUGGACUGCUGGAUUUCCAGGCUCGUUACCCACAUCUCGUUAGCAGAGCCAGAGGCAGAGGAACGUUCUGUUCAUUUGACGCUCCUAGCGAUGCAAUCCGAAACAAAAUCAUAUUACAAGCAAGAAACAAAGGUAUUGUUCUGGGAGGUUGUGGUGACAAGUCCAUCCGUUUCCGACCAACUUUGGUUUUCAAAGAGCACCACGCUCACCUGUUCCUCAACAUCUUCAAUGACAUCCUGGCGGACUUUAAGUAGAAUUCAGAUUGAGCUGACCUGCCUGAGUGGAGCCAGAAGUGCAGAUCUGUAUUGCGUCCGUCCAUCUGGCUGUUCCCUACACAAAGUUCAGGUUUAAUUUUAAGGGGUGGAGGUGUUUUGAUUCCAUGCCGAAACAGCCCCCCCCCCCCAAAAAAAAACUAAUUCUAUGUGCCACAACAGUGUCUAUUUUCUUAGUAAAAACAGAUGAUUUUCUCUUUUCCUAGUGUACAGCACAGGCUAUGCAGGGAUGUUCUAAUGCUUUAUUAGUUCUUUAUUAGCUCUAUAUAAAAGGAAAAGCUUCAGACAGAAACAAUAUAAUGUGUAAAGAUAUAAAACAGGUAUAUUUCUCAUUCCUGCCUAUAUUAAAUUGUUUUGUAUUAGCCACAAUCCUUUGAAGUCUGUUUCAGUAUCAUGUUAACUCUGUGCACGUGUUGCUGUUUUUGCAAAACAAGAAAAAGAAACGUAUGGUCUGUUCAUUUGAUUCCACCCUGUUACAUAGUUAAGUAGCGAUCUCAAUUGUAGUGAUGGGCGAAUUUCUCCCGAAAAAAUAGUGAAAAUCUGAAAUUUUCUCAAAAAAAACAUUAAAAUCGGAAAGUGAAUGUAUUUACUUACCUGAAACCCAACCCGGUGCACCUAUCAGCAGAAAACUGCACCAGCCCGGGGUUCUUCCAGCGAGCACCACGGAGCGACCCUCUUCCGGCUUCUUCUCGCGGCUGUGCUUGCGCAUUAGAGUGAAAAGCCGAACUUUAACUAAAAAGUCGGCUUUUUCGUUCUACUGCACAUGCGUCUGCCCUGGGAAAUUUGAAGAAAGAAGAAGUCGGAAGAGGAUCGCUUCGUGGUGCUCAGUAUAACCAGAUAAGUCAAUACAAUCACUUGAGGGUGCCUAUCAUUUAGCACCCCAAGUGGUAAAUGACUUUCCUUCUCCUUUAAGGCACUGACUGCCAAUCCCCAGUGCUCUGGAUGGCGGAAAUUACCUCCCUAGCAACAUUCUGGAGAUGAUUCGUCUCUGUCCUAAAACUUAGCGCUUAGAAUAAACACAAGGACAGUGAUGCAUCUGCUAAUCACUUUCUGUUUUAAUGAUAUAGAUACAGCAGCUGUUCCUAUUCAGUCAGAAAUUAAAAAUACAAUUUUGUGUCUCUGUAAAUAUGGUGCCCCUCGGUAACUUUAAAGGCCAUUAAGAAUUAAUAUAUAUAUAUAGAUAUAAUACAAAUAUAAUAAAUAUAUAAUAGUAAGUGACAUUAAAAAAAAAAAAAA